AUGCCGGGCACAGAUCCCCCAGCCCGGAGCCGGCAGUGCAGCUCAGAGCCCUUCCGGUUUACAGCCGCGGAAAAACAACUCGGACCAGAUCGGGGAGGGGAAUGGGGGCUGGGCGGCCAAAAUUCACUCCAGGCAAAGCUUCAGGCUGAUCUGAAGGAUGAGGAAGCAGAAAAGAGACUAAAGACAGACGGACAGGAUGGCUGGGGACAACGACAGGGACCCAGUGAAAAUACGGGCAAUACCGAGGGCUGUAACCCUAACACGGGCAAAUUUGGAGGGGCUAACACGGGCAGAAACCAUCCGUACCAGUCACCACCACUGUCUCCAGCUGUCCCAGAACCGGACUCUUCCUGCCACCAAAAUGGCGGCGGCGACGGCAGCGGUGGUAGCACCUACGCUGGCGGUGACCAGGCGAAGGAAGUUGCUUCCGAGCGCGUCGAAACGAUGAUGCGCACGCGCAAAGUAGGCCUACGCGGAGCCGACCUGCCAUUGGGAUCCUGUCCGGAGUACAUCACCAUGUCUUCCAGGCUCCUCUGGACCGUGACCGUUUCUCAUACUUUCCUUGUUUUUGAUAACCUUAAUGGUCAAAUGUCCUUCAAUUGGGUUUUGCCUGUAUUUUUCUCAUGCAUUAACUGAGGUUAUGGGUUUUUCUUGAGUUAAGAGAAUCAGCUGCUUCCCCAAGGAGCCAAGGGUACUUUUAAUGGAAAAUGAUAUUAGAAAUCAAGAUUUGGACAUUUGGGAUGUUGUUGCUUCUAGACACUCUCAGCUGACAGAGCAAGGAAAUAUUUGUGCAUAUGCUGACCUGACUAAAUACGCAUAUCUGUAAGUAUUUAUGUAUGUAUCCAUCUGUAUCUUUGACAGCUACACAGGCGUUCUAGGUUCAAAUACGAGAGCUGUUAUCUUCAGUUCAAUUCCAGCACCAUAUGGAUCAUUGCAGCCUUCUCCCCUUGCUUGUCUGUAGCCUUCCACUCCAGUGUGAGACACCUGGCUCUCAUCAUCUGCCAUCCAUUUACCUAAUUGUUCAAUUCCAGGUUACAUGUAUAAUGGAUUCAGAACCGUCAACCUGUAUUCAGAGUACAUGUAUAGUUGUUUCUGAACUGUUACCAGGUAUACCUGUGAGAAACAGAUUUACCGAUUAGAGUACAAUGCUUAUGUAUAGUUCUUUUGCUUUUAAUCUUAUAGACUCCACUUAUUUUCAAAGUUACUGAAGUCAGCAGCCCUCCCUCCUACCUCUACCCAGCCUCAGUGAAGUUAUUUUAUAUGCUCGUAAUACAGUUGUAAUCUUUUGCCACAAUCUGCAUUACUCCUGGGAUUCUUUGAGUUCCUAAGAUUUUUUAAAAAAUCUUCCUCCGUUUAAGUUCUCUUUGUGCAAUCCUCAUAUUGCACAUUUAUUUUUUUCUUUUCCUGUACAUAAUAGCAGACAGCUGGUCAGUAGUGGGAUAGAAGUAAAAAUUUUUUUCACUUCAAAUUUUCUUUCUAUGGGGUUUGACAAAUCCAUACAUAGUGUCAUGGAUCCACCAUUAUUACAGUGUCAUACAGAAAAGUUGUAGUUCUAAAAAGAUCCCCUUUGUUUCAUCUAGUAGUAAACCCUCCCACCUUCCUAUACCUCUAGCAACCACUGAUGUGUUUACCAUCUCUAUAAUUUUGACUUUUCCAGAAUGACAUAGAAAUGGAAUAAUACAGCAUGUAGCAUUUUCAGACUCAUUUUCUUCACAUAGUAAUAGCUGCAUUUAAGAUUCAUCCAUGUUUUUGUGUGGCAUAACAGUUCAUUCCUGUCUUUUUAUGGAUUCUUUUUUAAGACAGGGUCUGAUAGCUCUGUUGCCCAGGCUGCAGUCCAGUGGCACGAUCAUAGCUCACUGUAACCUCAAAUUCCUGGGCUCAAGCAAUCCUCCUGCCUCAGCUUCCCACGUAGCUGGGACUACAGGUGCACACCAUCAUGCUUCACUAAUUGUAAAAACUUUUUUGUAGAGAAGGGGGCCUCAAACUUCUGGCCUCAAGGGAUCCUCCCACGUCAGCUCACAAAGCAUUAGUAUUACAGGUAUGAGCCUCCAUGCCUGGUCUUUAUUUCUGUCUUUUUGAUCCCUGAAUAGUAUUCUAAUGUAUAGAUGUACCACCAUUUAUACUUAUUAAAGAACAUUGUGAUUCUUCCAGUUUUUGACAAUUGUGAAUAAAGCUGGUAUUAAGUAUUUAAGUGCAGGUUUUUCUGUGAACAUGUUUCAAGUCAGUUGAGUAAAUAUCUAGAAGCACAAUUGCUGGCAAUUGUAUUUUUAUAAGACAUGUGAAAAUAGUUCUGCUAGGUUAUUUGAGCAUCUUCCCCACAAUCAUAUUUAUAGUUAAUUUAAGAAAUGCUCUUCUAUGUUGAUAACAUAGAGCAAACUUCAUUCCACUCCUGUCCGAUUACUACAAAUUGGUAAUGUCCAAAUUAGUAGGCUUUACGAAUCACAGGCUGACACUCCUGCAGCUGUUCAAAUCAAUGAAUACUCAAUCACAGAUAAAGGAGAAUAUCUUGGAAUGUCUUUGUUAAGGAUAUCCAGGGAAGGAAUUCUAGGACUUUCCUUGGAAACCAUCUGAUAUCUCAAAAAACCUUAAUCUUAGGAAAUUAUCCCUGCCCCAGAAUUCUCAUGUUGUACAUUUAUUUCCUCUUUUCCUAUACAUAGUAGGAGACAGCUGGUCAGUAGUGGGAUGGAAGUCAAAAAUUUUGACUUCAAAUUGUCUUUUUCUUUAAUUGAUGCUUUUUUAUGCUGGGAAUUUGUUGCUCCAAAAGUGGGCCAAUUACUAAAGUCAUCAGACUGUCUUUCAAUUUCUGAGAUGUGAAAUUGAAAGAGAGCUGCAUAUUUUCUUACAGAAAAUGCUAGAUAUAAGGCACAACCAAGGAAGGGGUGGGAGCUCUCUUUCUCUGUUGUGACUUCGUGAUUCCUAGUGAAAGUCUGUGGGUGUCAAGUUGUUUAGUGAUGAAGAGAGCAGAAAAGUGCCAAAGAAGCUGGUGAUUUGAGACCUUUACUUUGCAAACAUUAGUGAUAGGAAACUAGACUUGAGGAGAGAAUUCUAGAUUAUCCUUCCAAACUAAGUAUGUCCAGGAGUUACCAGCCUGAAGACCUCUACCACCACUACUGAUGCUAUUCUAUAAAGGCAGAAUGUUGUAUGUAAUGGUACAGGUAUAGACUAACACCAUAUGGCCCUGAUUGGAUUCUUGAAUCUGACAUUGCUAGCUAAGUCAUUGUCUUAGUCUAUUUUAUAUUGUUAUAAAAUAACAACAUAAUCCCACAGACUGACUAAUUUAUAAAGAAAUUUAUUUAGGUCAUGGUUAUGGAGCUGGAAGUCCAACAGUAUAUGCUAGAAUCUUCUGAGGGCCCGUGUGCUUCAUCAUCUUGUGGCCAGAAGAAAUGUAGGGGGUUGAGAACAUUUCAGGCAAAGGAAGCAACAUGAAUAGAGGAAUAGAAUCCAAAAGACUGUGGGCAGUUUGAGAGAUCCACAACUAGUUCAAGGAAUUGAGUUGGAGGUAGAUGGGGAUCAGAUCAUAAUUGGUCUUCAGUGCAAUACUAAGGCGGAUGUAAUCCUGGAAGCAAUGAAAAGUAAGUGGGCAGAUUUAAGCAGUCAUGCCAUUAUCAGAUUUGUGUCUUGGGAAGAUCUUCUGGCUACAGCACAGAGAAUAGAUUGGAAGGGUGUUGGGCUGCAAUUGGAUCAAGCAGUUAGGAGACUCUUGUAGUAUCCAUGAGGAAGAACACAAAGAGCCUGAACUAAGGGAAGGGGAGCGUUAAGGAAUCAACAUGACAUAGCUAUCCAUGGGUUGCUGAUGAGGAAAAGAGGACAAGUUGAAUCUUCAACUUCUAAAUUUUUGAUUCAGGAUAUUUGGCGAAUGGGGUUCCUUUUACUGAGAUUGGGAAUCCAGUAAAAAGUGGAUAUUUGUAUAAUAUAUCCUACGUGGCAGGCACUUGGAUAGGCAUUUUUUCAAUAUCUAUUUUAACCCUCAAUAAUGCAGAAAAUUGAGGUAUUAUUAUCUUCAUAUCAUAAAUGAAAAAAUGAAAGCAAAAAGAGGAAAUAUAUUACUGAAGCUUCUGGGGCUGGAUUUAAAUCUGGAUCUGUUUGGUUUAAAACUAGUAUUCCCUUUUUCAUAGGAUACUUCCUCCCAAGAGGAAAGCAAAUUUAAGGAGAAUGAUAAUAUGCUUAGUUUGAAUUUUGAAUUUUAAUUUAAGAUGCCUGAGAGCAUUCAUGUGGGUUUUUGUCCAAGAAGUCAUUUGAAAGGUCUAUUGCUCAAGAAAGUGGCUUGUCUGAGAGAUCAAGAUAUGAGAUUUUUUUUUUUUGACAGAGUCUUGCUCUGACACCCAGGCUGGAGUGCACUGAAGUGAUCUCUGCUCACUGCAACAUCUGCCUCCCAGGUUCAAGCGAUUCUUCUGCUUCAACUUCCCGAUUAUCUGGGAUUACAGGCAUGUGCCACCAUGCUGGGGCUAAUUUUUGUAUCUUUAGUAGAGACCAGUUUCACCAUGUUGGCCAAGCUGGUCUCAAACUCCUGACUUCAAGUGAUCUGCCAACCUUGGCCUCCCAAAGUGCUGAGAUUACAGGUGUGAGCCACCAUGCCCAGCCAAAAUUUGAGAGUUUUUAACAAAGAGUUAAAGCCAUUGGAACCCCUUGAACUGGAGUACAAUGAUGGGCUUUGCAGAGAGUGAAGAAGAUUUGUGAAAUUUCCUGAAAAUGCAUGUAAAUUCCUGAAUAUUUAUCAGUAGGUUCUGUUUCCCCUUCAAGGGAGCUGAGCUUCUUUAGGUGUUUGAAGGAGUCUGUGCCUCUGAAAAGAUCAAGGGCCACUAGUGGAGAGUAUAAAAGAAAAAGGGCAAAAGUCAGAGCUCUAGGAAGUAUCAAUUAAAGGAGUAACC
This is a messenger RNA of Pan troglodytes (chimpanzee), 4868 nucleotides long. RefSeq lists its product as uncharacterized. The record is from RefSeq and is a predicted model, not a curated record. Lineage: Eukaryota; Metazoa; Chordata; Mammalia; Primates; Hominidae. The coding region runs from base 1 to 636 and encodes 211 amino acids. The transcript is spliced from 4 exons.